AUGUCAGCUCCGCGGACCAAGCGUCAAUUCGCCGGAGCAGCCAGCGAUCCUGCCCAGAGGCAAAUCACGUCCUUUUUCUCCACCAACGACUCCCUCAACAACAGCUCAACUUCUUCCAUUACCGAAGCCUCGCUGUCUUCUAGGCCUGUCUUGCCUGCAGAUACCCAGUCCCACCUGCUCAACGUUGGCAUGCGCGUCCGCAAGUCUGUUCCUGACGGCUACAAGACCGGCAGCUACAGCGCCUUCAGCCUCUGGUCCGACAACGACGCCACGAAUAUGAAGAACAUGGCCACUCCCAACCCCACACUCGUUCGAGCCUCUUCUUCCACCACCGGCCAGCGGGAGCUCCUGCCUUUCUGCGGUAUCAACAAAGUCGGCGGCCUCUCCUCGCAGCCCGAGUCUGGCUCCGAUGCGCCAACCGCCCCGGUCCCCCGCCUGCAGCUUGGCUCUAUACCGAGCAUCGACGACGUCCCAUCCCUGACCAGCAGCCAAGGCUCGAUCGACAGCAACGCCAGCCAGCCGGCCCUCACUAUCAACACGGCGUCCGCCUCGAGCCGCAAGCGGGUCUACAGCGAGGACGAGGAUAGCGACACGCCGUCCGUGACCGACUCCCUGCAGGUCCCUGGUGGCGCGUGGAUGGACGGCGAGGUCAGCCCACGUAGCCUCGUCCCUGUUGGGUGGGAUAACACCAACACCCGGGUCAUGGCGAUUCCAAAGAAGAGCCGCCGAGCCCAUAAGGCGCGGUCCGGAACUGUUCCUUCUGUGGACUUUGCUGGCGUCGGAGGUGGAGCAUCCCUGCCGUUGCGUCUUGAUCAACUGGGUCAGGAGAACAUGAUGGCUAUCGACGGGGAUUUUCAAGAGGCAGAUUUCCUUGACUACAAGGCGCUUGCGCACGAUGCCAUGGACAUCUAG
This is a messenger RNA of Diaporthe citri, 912 nucleotides long. RefSeq lists its product as uncharacterized. Gene Ontology annotation, molecular function: ribonucleoside-diphosphate reductase inhibitor activity. The record is from RefSeq and is a predicted model, not a curated record. The transcript has a single exon. Gene Ontology annotation, cellular component: cytoplasm; nucleus. The coding region runs from base 1 to 912 and encodes 303 amino acids. Lineage: Eukaryota; Fungi; Ascomycota; Sordariomycetes; Diaporthales; Diaporthaceae.